AUGCCGUCCAAUAACAGCAGUUUUCUAGAUAUUGACGAUGAUCUCGAGGGUGUGGAUGAUUUUGGCAACGAGCCCAAUCCAUUCGAUGAUUCCACUGUCCCCGAUAGUCAAAACAUGACCAAUUCUACCACAGCAAAAGCCAGCGAUUUUUAUAACACAAUGGGCAGUAAGGGUGAGUCUGCACCAUUACAAGGUCAAAUGGACCCGCCGGCGUAUGAUAAAGUGAUAGGAGAGGACGAUGUAAACGAUGGCAGUCGGCGUGACGAAUUGAGACCAGGGUUAAUAAACUACUAUUCCAGAUACUUCCAACUUGAUUUGACACAAUUCAAGAAAAGAUUAUCCGCAGUGCUGACAUUUAGGAAUGAUUACAAUUCCGAAGGUAGUGAUAGUAACAGUGAUUUAUACGGUGCUGUAUGGAUCACUGCCACGGUGGUGAUGAUUAAUUUCACCAUGAGCAAGGGGUUAAAAUUCAUUAUAAGCGACGUAAUUGAGGGUAUCAGGAGUGGUGAGGACAUUGACAGGGCUAGUCAAUUUAAGAAGUUGCUUCAUUCGAUCUGGCUAUUUUACGGAUAUACGUUCGGCGUGCCCUUCAUCACCAUGCAAGUAUUGAAUAGAGAUGAGCACUCAGAGCGCAAUAGAAGUUUCAAGAGCAUUCCUGAAUUGAUUUCCGUCUAUGGAUAUUCUAAUUUGAUCUGGAUACCCGUCUGCGUUAUUUUGAAUAUAUUGGAUAUGUCUAAGCAUCUAAGAACUAUCCAAGCCAUUCAAUGGGCAAUUGUGGCCCUGGGAUGGGCACAGUCGUCAUAUUUUUUGAAUUCUCAAAUGACGAAUAGUGGCAACGGGGCACAACCGGACGGGAAGUUUUCGUUGUCCAUUAUAGUCGUGAUUGCCUUGCACUCUUUAUUCUGUUUAUUAUUUAGGUUUAUAAUCUUUUGA
This is a messenger RNA of Saccharomyces mikatae IFO 1815, 933 nucleotides long. It is a transcript of the gene YIP5, whose product is annotated as Yip5p. Gene Ontology annotation, cellular component: membrane; Golgi apparatus. The transcript has a single exon. The coding region runs from base 1 to 933 and encodes 310 amino acids. The record is from RefSeq and is a predicted model, not a curated record. Gene Ontology annotation, molecular function: small GTPase binding. Gene Ontology annotation, biological process: vesicle-mediated transport. NCBI's taxonomy places the organism in Eukaryota, Fungi, Ascomycota, Saccharomycetes, Saccharomycetales, Saccharomycetaceae.